Ambispora leptoticha is the source of this 1389-nucleotide messenger RNA. NCBI's taxonomy places the organism in Eukaryota, Fungi, Glomeromycota, Glomeromycetes, Archaeosporales, Ambisporaceae. The record is from the annotation of a GenBank genome assembly.
AUGCCACCACAUGAGAAAGACGUUGAAAAUGGAGGGGAGCUAGUUGGAACGAAGGGCCUAAAACCUUUUAACGUGACAAAAGUUGUUACAGAAAUAUCACCAUCUGAAAAUAAUAAUGGGAAUAUAUCAAACGGUGUUCCAAAAUUGGAUAAAGGUGAGGUAAAGAAACCAGACACCUAUAAGGCGAUAUUGGCGCAUGCAAUAACCGGUGGUCUAAGAACUUAUCUUUUGGCACAUGGUGCACGUGGAGCGCUAAAUUUUAUCUUACAUUUAACAAUGAUGUUACGAAAAAGAAAGUUAAGGAUCGGACGCGCAUUUAAAUACGGAUUUUUUGGUAAAGACGCGUUGCGUUUUGGUUUAGCUUUUGGCGGAUUUUCUUUUCUUUGGAAAUUAAUUAACAACGGGUUAAGACACACUCGAGGGAAAGAUGAUAUGUGGAAUGGGAUGGUAGCUGGUUCAAUCGCUGGACUGUCAAUAUUGGCAGAGAAACGUGAAAGACGCAUAACAAUCGCCCAGCAAUUAUUCGUUCGGGCUAUGCAAGGAGUGUAUAAUGCUGGACAGGCUCGAGAAUAUUUUCAUUUUCCACAUGGAGAUUCUAUUUUAUUUGCUGUUUGCAGUGCACAAUUGCUUUACGCAUACACUAUGCAACCCAAUACUAUACCACCGGAAUUCUUGCAUUUCAUGGUAAAAACUGCGGGAGUUUCACGGGAAACGUUAGCUUUUAACAAAAAGUUCGUCACAACAAAGAUGCCAAUAGAUGUGGAAGAGGCAUUAAAUAUACUUCGAAAAUAUAAGGGGACUGAGAAGGCAGUCAAAUUAGUCUCCGAAAUGGGACGACAUCCAGUUACCAUACCCUGUGCAAUCAUCCAUCCAACUACCGAUUCGUGCAUUUACACAGACAUCGAACGCUUUUAUAAAGUAUUUAAAGACAUACUACCGGUCUACACAGCUUUAAACACAGUUUCGAUCCCACUAGAUCGAAUACAGAAAAGCGCCUUUAAUACUGUUAGAUCUAGCGCAUUCUUAGCCACAUUUGUUUCGGGUUAUCUGACUGAAAUAUGUUUACAUCGAAAUUUGGUCACGGCUGGAUUAAUAGCCUGGGAUCACAAAUACCUGUAUUGGAUAACAGGUUUCAUUACGAGUCUAUCGAUUUUCCUUGAAGAUAAAAGACGACGAACAGAUUUGGCUUUGUAUGUGCUUCCGAAAGCUGCGGAGUCUUGGUAUAAGAUCAUGUAUCAACGGAAUUGGAUAUUUGAAUUGCACAAAAAUGCCGAUGUGUAUUUCUUUUCGGUUGCAAUGGGGAUAGUAAUGGCCUUUUAUCAACAUGAACCCGAAGUGCUAAGUCCCAUAGUGAGAACAGUUUUGAGAAAAUUUGCAGGGAAUAAUUAG